UCCAUGUGCUGGGAACAUGAGAAAUUGUAGUUUUGUGUUGUCUUUGCAAAAAAGAAAAGGAAAAGUUACCGAAAACAAAACAUAUUACAUGGAAGACAGUACAUAUACAGAGGACAUCAUACACAUGCAUGCGGAGGAAGGGUGUGGAGAGGAGUGCUUGUUUAGCAGACACCCCCUACACCGCUUUCCGUGCCAUGCACAAAAGAGUUAUGACACAAAAAGAAAAUUUACAUGUCUAGGAAGAAUCGGGGUUGCGUGUAUCAUUUGUAUGUGGUUCAUAUGCGAAAGCGUGGUGUUGACUUACCCAGCGUCCUUGUUGUCGUUUGUUGUGUAACUGGUAUCGUUGCUAGGAUUGCCCAUGGCGCCGCCCAUGGCAGUGCUAGGCAUCUCCGAGGGCUGUUGCUGAUAUUGCUGCGGCUGCUGCUGUUGCGGCAGCGACUGCGACUGCACAUCCGGCUCGGGCAUCUGCAGCGCCUGGCUGUCGUUAUACAGCCACUGGCUCUCUGUCUGGUACUGGUCGUACGCGUAGCCGUUCGCAUCGUCAUUGUAAAUGGCGUCGUCCGCCGCCUUGCUAGUGUCAGCCAUUGCUAAAAAUGUAUCUGCAGCUGGUGCGUGUAAACUGGAGAAGGGGGUGUUUGUCGAAUAGUCACUUGGAAAUCGGCGUCAAAAAGUGCUCAGAAAAGGGUGCCAAAAUUGAAAUUAGCUUGAGAAAAGAG
Linderina pennispora is the source of this 716-nucleotide messenger RNA. RefSeq lists its product as uncharacterized. Bases 232 to 591 code for a protein of 119 amino acids. The record is from RefSeq and is a predicted model, not a curated record. The transcript has a single exon. Lineage: Eukaryota; Fungi; Kickxellomycota; Kickxellomycetes; Kickxellales; Kickxellaceae.